GACUUCGUCCGCGCAACUACUCGUCGAAUUUGUCUGUUGAACGGUCUUUUCCGUUCAAACGCUUUCGACUCGUCGAUUUAUUGCGUUCCCGUUGUCGUUUCUUUUUUUAUUUCCUUUACGUCCUUAGGAUACGGUUUGCGCAAUCGUUUACGUGUACUCGAUCGCGAUCGAAAGAAUUUCCAACAUUCCCGGCUUUGUAUUUACUUUUAAUUUACGUUUAAAGGAACGAACAAAUUGCGCCAGUUUGCACAGUCGAAGGUUUUACGGUGAGGAAAGCAGUUCAUGUAGAAAAAUCAAGAAUCAUGACGAAAGUGCGCCAAUACAGAUUUCUCUCGCUACUCGUGCACAUCCUGCUUGGCGUGUGCCGUGGCAUUCAGCAAUUCGAAGAAUCACCGCAAUAUACCGAGGUGAAUCCCGGCCAAGACGCCAAGAUGAUCUGCCGCGUACUCGGCAAGAGAGGACAGUGUAUCUGGCAGAAGGAUCAAAAACCGAUAGGCAUGCACUUGAAGAAAUACGAGUGGGUAGGACGGCCAGACAUCGGCGAUUGCUCUCUCUGGGUCAGAUCCGCCACUCUGGAGUUCGACGACGGUCUCUGGCAAUGUCAAGUCACAGCCAGCGAUUUCACAACGCAGGACGCUUUGGCAUCCGAAUUGGCGAGGCUGGUCGUCAGAGUCAGCCCUCAGCGACCGCAGAUAGAGUACGCGGAUCGUCUAAUUCUACCCGGCAGCAACGUGACAGCCCGAGCAGGUGAGAUCGCUACGCUCACUUGCAGAGCGCGGUAUGGGAAUCCUUCGCCUCUAAUUAAAUGGUACGUGGGCGAGACCGAGGUGAGGACUCUGAGGCCUCAGGUAAACUCCACGGAGAUAGACAACCCCCGCACCUGGGCUACCUACAGCAUCUGCGAGAUCAUGGCGGAAAGAUCGCGUUACGGACAACCGAUUCGAUGCGUCGCCAUUCAUCCAGCUUACGACAACCCGACCAUGUCCUCGAGCACGGAAGUCAGGUUCGACGUUCGAUACGCGCCCGAGACGAGACUGGUCGGUGUGCCCACCGGGCAACUGGAAGAAGGUCGUGAUCAGUUGGAGAUUCGAUGUCUAGCCGACGCGAAUCCCCCAGCCUCGAUCCUCUGGAGGAGAACGAAGAGCCCAGGAGUGGCCGAAGUGGCGAGUAUCGGGGAAACGCUGCUAUUCUCGCCGAUCUAUAGGAAUCACGCGGCCGUCUAUAUCUGCGAAGCGGCCAAUACCGAGGGUGAAAGCAGCCCUGUGUCCGUUCAAGUGUCCGUCAACUAUCCGCCGACGAUCAGCUCAGUGGGACCGGAUCGGCUGACUACAGCGUUACUUUUUUCCGGAGCCUCGUUCGAGUGCAACGCUGACGCGAUGCCACCGGCUGAAUACAGAUGGGCCCAGAUCUUCACCGAUGGCCGGAUGCCAUUGGAAUGCGGUACCGGACAGCGAUUGAUCCUGACGAACGUGACGUACGAGCAACAGGGUCAAUACAUAUGUCUCGCCUCGAACAAGAUCAAUGGCAACGUCAGAGAAGUUAAAAGCGAUCCUGUAUCUCUGCAAGUGGUCGGCGCGCCCAGGGUGGUGAAACCGGCCAUCACGGAGAAGUUUGUCGUGGCAACGACCGAAGGGAGCCCAGCGAAAUUAGAGAUCAGACUGUGUUCCGACCCGAAGCCCCGGCUCGUGGCUUGGGAAUGGGGCAGCACCAGACUCCACGCCGGUGAAGUUCUGGAAUCACGAUAUCGGGCGCUGGAUCUAGAACCGUUAGCGGUCGAGGAUUGUUAUAUUGCCGUCUUAGAACUGACUAGCACGGUGAAGGAGGAUCAGAGACUGUACCACGUAAUCGUGGAGAACGAUCGUGGAAGCGAUCGCCGAGCCCUGAUGUUGAAAGUCGACGAACCAGGACAGAUUCCACUCGUUAUCGGCGCUGUCGCUGGGUUUACGGUGCUCUCGGUGCUGGUAAUGGGAUUCGUUUGUUUCCUACGCUCGGAUAGAUGCUGCGUGGCCAGAAAUACGGUGCCUGCGCUGCAGCAAGUGCAUUGCACGAAGGCUUCGAACACGAUGAUAGAGGAUCCUCGCUUAGCCGUGGACACGAUGGAACGCAACAGCCAGCAGUACGCGUCCGAGAAACGACCGAACCACGUUUUGAAACCUGUCCCGUCGCAACAGUAUCAGCAAGAGUGUUAUCAACACGAUCCACCGCACCAACAGCAACAUUAUCAGAGGCAUCAUCAUCAUCACCACGGACAGCCUCACGGACCACAGUAUACGCUUCAGGGGGAGCAGCUGUUUCUCAAACCAGAUCGUUUAGCAACUCUGAAGCCCCAUUGCAAGAUCGAGAAGCCGCCGCAAUACACGACGUUCAAGCCGAGCUCGAACAACUGAAGAAUUUACUAUUUCUAUUUUCUAUUGAUGUACACAUUGAUCGCACAAACAUACACGCGUCCUAUGGGAAACCGGAGGCAAACAGGAGAAACGAGAAGAAGAUAAAGAUGGAGAUGGCAGAAGAAUCGAUAGGACGAGACUGAAAAAUGGCACGCAAUCAAAAACAGACAAGAUUUACGAAUAAUUCGCUCUCUACCUCUACCUCUCUUUUCUUUCCUGUCCCUAUUUCGUUUGUAUGAUUCGACAGAAAAAAUAUCCGACGUAAAGUGAGAUGUUUUGCAUCGUCGGUCGAUACUUCCAGUCAACGAACUUUUGUUUUGAUUUCUCUUUCUUUCUUUCUUCUUUUUUCGCGACAGAUUUCCCUUUCCUGUACAGAUUCGACGAAGAGUACGCUCGAACGAACGAGAACACUGAAUACGUGCCAUUCGGUCGGUAUUGUUGGCGUCGAUAAAAUUCGAGACUACUGAAGACACCGAUAGGAUUGUGACUUUUACCGUUAAUCGAUAGAUUGCAUAAUGAAAAAUCAUUUUCGCGCAACUAAUACUGCCAAUAUAUUCUAACAAAGACGAUCUCUGCGAUUUCAGUACCAAUCAAAAUGAAAACUAUAUCAAAAGGUAUUUAUAAUGCUUGCGAUAAUGUUGUUAAUAAAGCGGUGAUUUUUAACAAUUACUGGUUUUAUUAAUAUUAUGCGAACGUCGAGUCUAACUUACGCUCAUGUCUGCGAGUUAUCGAACGUUCGAAAAAUCACGCAACAUAACGAUUCGUUUGAAAACGUUUCUCUUUCCUUCGCAUGACUGUUGCCAGUAUUAUCAAAAGACUUUCAAUAAAGGAAUUGUGCAAACAUCA
Messenger RNA from Bombus terrestris (buff-tailed bumblebee), 3233 nucleotides. RefSeq names its product hemicentin-1. NCBI's taxonomy places the organism in Eukaryota, Metazoa, Arthropoda, Insecta, Hymenoptera, Apidae. The transcript has 13 exons. The coding region runs from base 303 to 2387 and encodes 694 amino acids. Gene Ontology annotation, cellular component: cell-cell junction. Gene Ontology annotation, biological process: cell-cell adhesion. Gene Ontology annotation, molecular function: cell adhesion molecule binding. The record is from RefSeq and is a predicted model, not a curated record.